UUCCAUGUCAUUCAUACACGUCAUUCACAUUGUUUUUGUUCUAAACGUUUCCACUUUCUUAAUUUUACCGUUCACGGACGAUGCUCAAAGACGAAGCAUCAAAGGGAGUAUUGUCGUCGGCGGCUGAUUCCGAUGAUCGAUCCCACCCUGAUUCGUAGCUCUAGCUCUGGCCCAGCUUCUACUUCAUCUGUCUCUUCCUCAGGUGUCUGUAGAGGCCUCCGCGACAAUACCGAGACGGAAACAUUUGAGCCGGCGGCACUGCUACAGGUACGGUUGGGGAUAUGGUUAUGGUCUUACGUUAGAGAAGAGAUCUUCUCAUGGAAGGAAAGUAACCAUCGAUCCUUUCACCAAAGAAAUUUUUUAAUCAUAUGCAUCCCAAUUCCCAAGGGGUUCCACUCAGAGGAAUGGGGAAGUGGAAUGGAAAGCAUAUCUAAGGGAUUCUCAGAGGAGAGUUUAAGCAGUGGAAAAUUACUCUUGGAACGUGUGAUCCAUCACCUAUGAUGGCUAAUCAGUUUUAUGAUCUUGCAACAGAGAAUCAUAUCUUCCAAUUAUACCAUCGAAAGCUUAAGGCCAGGCUCAAGUCUUUUCCAAAGCGUUGCAGGUAAGAUUAACUUUGGUCAUUUUCACCAUCAUGCAUAUAUCACAUUCAUAUUUUACUAUUGAAAUGAAUCUCUUCUGGCAUAGUAAUAUAUCAGAAUGAUAACCAGUGUAUUGUGUUAUCAAUCUUUGGCCUAGAAAACAUGAAUCUCUAAACAGAUUGCAUAAGAGAAUUUGCAGAUAUUGAUUUAUAGUUCCGGAGUUUGGUAGCAAUUGGCUUGUUGGUUAGUUCUCAAAUCACUAAGUUCUUCCGUUCAAGAACAAUAUGUAUAUAUGGUUGUUGGUUACAGAUUUUUUUCCAAUACAAAUGCUUGUUGGCCUCGUGAAGAAUAUAGCAAAUUAGCAAUAGCUUUUAGGUGGAAGUUGGUGCUGAUAUCGAUUUUGUGAUUUGCCAACUUUAGAAGGACACUUGUGACACCGCCAAUAUUAGGAUUGUUUUGAAUGUAAAUUUUAUUCAAUUUUAUUACUCGACUAAUUUUUCUAACAGAACAUCAUAUUUCUACUAAUCAAAAUUUGCACAAAAAGUAUUAAUAAAAUUAAAUUUAAACAAAUAACUAUUACCAAACAGAAUAAAACUUAAUAAAUAAAUAUUCAAUAAUAACACAAGUAACUCUCCAGAACAUGACACAUCAGAUUUUUAGAAGUUUGUGAGAUUGCCAUGUCAAUAAAUGAAAAAACUAUGAAAACCAAUCAAAUCAUUUCGUUUCUACACAUCAGUUUUGUCUCGUGC
Raphanus sativus (radish) is the source of this 1327-nucleotide messenger RNA. RefSeq lists its product as uncharacterized. Lineage: Eukaryota; Viridiplantae; Streptophyta; Magnoliopsida; Brassicales; Brassicaceae. The record is from RefSeq and is a predicted model, not a curated record. The transcript has 5 exons. The coding region runs from base 133 to 501 and encodes 122 amino acids.